AUUGUCAAUUUAAAAUACUUUUAUAAUUUUAUAUUAUUCAUUUUUAAUACAAUUAAUAAUAUAAGUUAUACCUAUGCUUUUGUAAAUCAGUAUUUGUUGAUAGGUGAUACUAUUCGAUAAUGUGAAAAUUAAAAAAAAAAAAAACAAUAAAAUGAUUAAAUAUGCCAAUGAAAAUAUUUUACGUAAGUAUUUAUAGUAACCCAAUAAUAAUACGCCAAUGUCGUUAAUUAUCAACACAUUAUACAAAUUACUUUUUUAACGAUUUGACUAGACGGUUUUCUGUACUUUAGUUAUUUAAUUUGGAUCAGUGACUGUUUGGAUUUAGAAAAUAUUAAAAGAGAACAUCGUCAUAAAAUUAUUAAUGAACUGUUUCAUAUUCACGCAAUUAGAGCCAUCCUAUUGCAAUUUAUAUACAUGUUGAAAAGCAGCUAUAAACACUCAUCAAGCGCGUUGAGGAAUGAGGAAUAUAUGUACGCACUACGCAAUGAGUUCUAACAAACCCACAAUCAUUUUUAGAAUAAUGCAGGGCAGAGUGGAGACUCAACUAUAUUAAAUAUUUGCUACUCAGAAUGGUUAUCACUGAUGAAACCUGGAUUUAUAUUUUUUAUGUCUUAUAUAUUUUAAAAUAUAUACCUUAACAAUCAUUCAAAAUUCUGGUCAAAGUACCUGUCAUCAAUCGAUUGAUAUUAUAAUUUGUAUUUUUUUUUUGAAAAAAAAACGUUUUGUUUAAGUUAUAUUAUAUAACACUAUAAUAUAUAUAGUAUAUAUCUAAAUAUUAAAUACGUCUAUAAAAUAAGUUUGUAAAAAAAAAAAAAUAAAUAAUCGAGAAUCGACGAUGGCUGUAACUCUGUAUAGAUAAGUAUACCAUUUGGAGUAUUUUUGGAUGUACAAACAUAUUUGAGGUAAAGUGAAAUUUAAUAAUGCAUUGAUGCACGAGAUUCAGCGCACAGUAUCGCAAUAAGUAUUAGUUUUUGAUCUCGAAUUGAAGAAAAAAAUAUAUAGCCUGUUUUUAUCCAUGAACUCUGUUCUUGCUUUUCAUAGAAAAAAAAUAUUGAACUUAAAAGUUUCUCGUGAAAUUGAUUUGUUAAAUUGUCAAAGUAAAAAAGUUAAAAAAAUAUAUUAUUAUUAUUACUAUGAUUUUUAUAGACGUAGUCUAACCGUACAGUAUUCUGUAUUUCUGUCACCAAGGCGAUGCCCGAGUCGCACGCACGAUAUACAUUUUAUAAAAUCAAUAACACGCAGAUCAACGAGCAUAAUCAUCAUAUAUUGCAGUCUGACAAUCGUAUCGCGAUUUUGUAAUAAUGUUUAUUUACAUUCCGUGUUUGGCAUUGUUGGCGUGUCUGCACUCCGCGGUCGGAGCUCCAAUCAGGUUCGCCAAAAUAUACGGGCUGUCGAGGAUGCCGUCGUCCGUUUACGGCAGAGAUGCCAACAGUUUUUGGACGCAGAAACAGCGCCCGCAAAACCUCGGUGACCGCGGCCUCUGGGUCUCGGCCUUCGACCCGUAUACGUCGGUCGUGAUCGGCCGCGAACAAGACUGUCGAUCGGCCACGGUCUUCAAAAACGACGCCGAUAUGUGGUCCGCGGUCAUGAUCGGCCCCGAACAAGACUGCCGAUCGGCCACGGCCGUCGAAAAUACCGAUCAGUGGCCCCCGAUCGUCCACUGGGCUCGCCGUCCCGACGUCAGUGCGGCCGCGGACGUACACUGGCCGGCGGACGAAACCGUUUCGAUGACGACUUAUUAUGGCAAAGCUGCAGGAAAACACACCAAUAACGACGGCAACACCAACAAUUUGACUCAUAAAUUACUAGUCUUCUUAAUAAUCAUCUUAAUAGUGAUAUUUUUAUGCGUCCAUCCAAGAUUUAAUUUUUUGUUAGUAAUUCAUAAGGAAACUAGAAGAUAUUAAUUAAAUAAAUAU
This is a messenger RNA of Aphis gossypii (cotton aphid), 1916 nucleotides long. RefSeq lists its product as uncharacterized. Bases 1302 to 1904 code for a protein of 200 amino acids. The transcript has 3 exons. Lineage: Eukaryota; Metazoa; Arthropoda; Insecta; Hemiptera; Aphididae. The record is from RefSeq and is a predicted model, not a curated record.